Molecule: messenger RNA, 1374 nt
Organism: Metopolophium dirhodum (rose-grain aphid)
Lineage: Eukaryota; Metazoa; Arthropoda; Insecta; Hemiptera; Aphididae
Exons: 2
Coding region: 1-1374 (457 amino acids)
Source: RefSeq, a predicted model, not a curated record
AUGGAAAUUAUUGAAACAACAAAAAAGAAGCCAGCUUUAAUUGAUGGUAGCGGGUUUCAAUACCGACAACAUCGCAAAAAUAAAUAUGGAACCAUUAGCUGGUUGUGUAUAAACGAAAAAAAAAACUGCAGAGGAACGUUAAAGUCACGAGGCGACAAUGUGCUUCCCGUCACCGAUCACGAGUGCAUUCCCGAUGUGGCAAAGACUGAAGUUGCAAAAUCAUUAUCUACAGCUCGUAAGAGAUUGCGUGAAGAAGAUACGCCAGUUCGUUCUAUUUACAACGACGCUGUACGACCUUUAAUGGACGCUGGAUACGAGUUUGUCGCAGAAGUUCCUACGUUUGACGAAGUGAAAACUGGGUUUUAUCGUGCCCGAAAACAAUUUAAAUGGUCUGUUCGCGAUCCACAAACCGUAGAAGAACUUGAAAUACCAGCUGACCUAGUAGUAGCUUUGAAAGACGGGACUUCAUUCAUUGUUCUGGAUGCAACUAUCGACCUGACAAGCAGAAUUAUAAUUUUCGCGUCUGCAUCAGGUAAAAGUGCAUUGAAAGAGUAUUCCGAAUUUUUUAUAGAUGGAACUUUUAAGACUUCUAGUAAGCAAUUUACACAAUUGUACACGUUUCACAUAGAUGCAAGCUCUAGUUUUUACGAACGCAAUGCUUUCCCCAUCGUUUUUGCUCUUUUGUCCGAUAAAAAGCAACAAACGUACCAUCGCCUUUUUGAGGAAAUGAAAAAUAUUGGAUGGAAUCCACAGUCCGUACACCUCGACUUCGAGAUAGCUACAAUAAACGCCUUAACAACUAUUUUUCCUAAAAUAAAAUUACGUAGAUGCCAUUUCCACUUCACGCAAUGUUUGUGGCGAAAAAUUCAGGAUGUUGGCUUAGCAUCUGUAUAUAAACAAAAUGAAGAUAUUCGAAUGCAUGUUAGGAAGAUGGCUUACCUUCCUAUUGAUAAAAUUGACGACGCUUGGCUUAUAAUUCAAAGUAAUGCACCUGAUGACGUGAAGCUAUCUGAAUUUAACGACUAUUUUGUUGAAAACUGGCUCGACUCCGCCACUAUUUCUAAGGAAAUGUGGAAUUGUUACAAUGAAAAUCACCGAACCAACAACAUCGUCGAAGGAUGGAACCAUAAAUUUAAAACACUGGUGGGAAGAUCGCACCCGUGUAUUUGGGUUUUAAUUGAAAAACUAAAGACAGCAGCAGCAGAAAGUGACCAUCGACUUUUACGCACUGAAUUAAAUUUAGAAGGGACUAAACGUAACAAAAAAUAUAUAAAAUUGGACGAGAGAAUCAAACGUAUUAUUCAAAACUUUUUAGAAAAUAACGAUUUAGACAAUUGCCUCAAAAAAUUGUCGAUAAUCGUCAAAUUAGAUUAA